This is a messenger RNA of Gasterosteus aculeatus aculeatus (three-spined stickleback), 3036 nucleotides long. NCBI's taxonomy places the organism in Eukaryota, Metazoa, Chordata, Actinopteri, Perciformes, Gasterosteidae. The record is from RefSeq and is a predicted model, not a curated record.
UGUGGAAGGAAAAGAAAUGACGUUUUUAGUAGACUCCGGAGCUACUCAUUCAGUAAUUCAAGAAAAAUAUUUUCCAAAUCAAAAAAUGAGUGGGCUGUAUGUAUAUUCUCAAGGGGCUUCAGGUUUGACUGUGACAGAAAAAUUUACUGCACCUAUGACGAGUGUACACUCUGACGAGACUGACCUAAACCCUGACAUAAAAGUAAAACAUUCUUUUUUACUCUCUUCACUCAGUCCGAUAAAUCUGAUGGGCAGAGACUUGAUGUGUACAUAUGGUAUUUGUUUGACGUCAUCUCCAGACGGCCUUAAAGUGGUUAGGCGUAGAGCUGCACUCCAAAUGGUGCAAAAGGCUCCCUCUAAUCCUCUUUUUGUGUAUCAGUGGUGGAUCCCGAUCGAUGAUGCUCGGAGGCUAAGCCAGGCUGGUGAAGCACGGGUUUCUCCUUAUGCAGACCGUAUGAACCCUGAACACCUGCAUUGCACAACAUAUGUCUCAGAGGGUCCAGACGGCUCUUCUGAAGAGACAUUUUUUGAGGCCCUCAAUGAUGCAAUUGCCUGUUCUACUUUGUACUGGUCAACUUGUAAACCUGCUGUGUCUAUUUCUCUGUCUCCCACACAGAAAGAACUGUUUCAAGUUCCCAGCUCACAUCCCCAUGUCUCACUGUCUAAAGGACGCCUUGACCAAUGGAGGGAUUUGGGACCAUUUGUGGCUCAGUGUGAAUCUCUCACUGACUGGGAGGAGACAAUCGAUCCGCUUGUUCUGCGCUCCGCCUCUACAGGGUUUCACAGAACUCACUGUGUACUCCUCACAUCAGCUUGUCGAUCUGUCUAUGUGUUUUAUGAGCACAACGACAAAGUUGAAACAUUUUUAACAACUCCCACGUCAAUUUCUCCCGCUCUUGCGUCUGUUCCACAGACACUCUGGGUAGCACACAAAUAUGACGUAGACUUGAUCAACAACUGCCAACCCGUCGUCAUCACUCCACAUUCUGACUUCCGCCCCCACAAACACCAGUACCCCCUCCGACAAGAGGCCAUUGACGGUAUUACACCUGUAUUCAAUUCGCUCCUGGAGGCAGGAGUGAUAGUUCCAUGUCCAGACUCACCUGUCAGGACGCCAAUAUUUCCAGUGAAAAAAAUCAGAGAUGCUGGCAAGCCUACAGAAUGGCGUUUCGUGCAGGAGCUAAAAGCAGUAAAUGCGGCCGUUCAUGCACGGGCACCAAAUGUUCCUAAUCCUUACACAAUCCUAGCUCAGAUUCCUCCUGAAGCUAAAUGGUUUUCUGUUGUUGACCUGUCGAAUGCUUUUUUCAGCGUGCCAGUCGACAAAGACAGUCAAUUUUGGUUUGCAUUCAACUUCAACGGUAAGCCAUACACUUUCACUCAUUUGUGUCAAGGCUAUACCGAAUCACCCACAAUCUACAAUGAUGCGCUCAGAGAAAGCUUGGAGAGCGUAACGCUCUCUCCCGGCUCUGCACUUCUGCAGUAUGUUGACGACUGUUUGAUUGCAGCUCCAAAUCAGGCACAGUGUCAGACAGACACGCUUAAACUAUUCAAACAUUUAGCGAAGGAAGGCCAAAAGGCCAGCUUCUCUAAAUUACAAUUUGUGUCUCGAAAUGUGCGUUUCCUAGGUCAUGACAUAUCUGGAGAAGGAAAAACCCUCUCCCGAAAAAGAAUCGCCGCGAUCGUAUCAAUACCGAAACCCAACACCAAAAAACAGAUGAUGUCCUUUUUGGGCAUGUGCUCAUACUGUCGAUCAUUUAUUCCAAACUACUCACAAAUGGAACAUCCGUUAUCAAACUUAAUCCAUGGGAAAAAUCUUACAGCGCACAACAAAAUAAUCUGGACUGAAGAGGGUCUUGCAGCCUUCACACAAAUUAAAUGUGCUUUGCAAACUCCUCCGACUCUUGGACUGCCGAAUCCGAAUAAGCCAUUUACUCAAACAGUAGAUGAAAGACUGGGCUGCCUGACUUCUGUGCUGCUACAACCCCAUGGUGAUAAACUCCGCCCGGUGGCGUAUUUCUCCGCAAAACUCGACCCUGUCGCUGCAGGACUGCCACAAUGUUUGCGUGCUGUGGCCGCGGCACUCACAGCCUCACGUGACAUAGUGGGUUACGCACCACUCACUCUGCUCGUUCCGCACACGGUUUCUUUGAUUCUCCUCGAACAGAAAUCAUCUCACCUCUCUGCGGACAAAUCGGACGGUAAGCCCAUCCUACACCACACUCUCAUUGCUGAACUGUUGGAAUCCAUCUUACUACCCACAGCUAUUGCUGUCUGUAAAUGUGCAGCACACACGUCCAAUACGGAUGAUGUAUCACAGGGAAAUGCUCGAGCAGACUUGGCUGCAAAAGCUGCUGCUCUGCUUCCGCUUCCCACUACCUGUGCUCUCAUGUGCUCUGAGAAGUUAGUUCCCUCCUCUCUUACAGCGAUGCAGUUACUCUCUACCCCUGAUGAAAGACGGCUUUGGUCCACAUCUGGCUGUGUUUACACCAACGGUUUCUGGACUGGACCCGACGGCAAGCCGUGUUUACCUAAACACUAUUUUGCUCAUUAUGCUAAGUUGACUCAUGGGUUAGACCAUGUGUCAAAAGGGGGAAUGUUACCUGCACUUAAUGAGACGUGGUUUACAAAAGGGUUCACAGCAUAUGCACAAAAAUUUUGUUCUGGAUGUGUCACCUGUUCUACUCACAAUGUAGGCAGGCCCGUGGGCGUGUCCAGCCAGGCUGCACACCCACCACCAACCCGCCCGUUUGAGCACAUUAUGAUGGAUUUUGUGGAGUUGUCUCCAUCUGAAGGUUGCAGCCGCCCUCCCAAAACCAGCUGAAGGCCCACUCCACAAACUGAAACCUGGUGACUUUGUGGUGGUGAAAGACUUCAGGAGAAAAAACUGGAAAGCACGAUGCUGGCAGGGACCAUUCCAGAUCCUCCUUGUCACCCAAACAGCUGUCAAAGUAGCUGAAAGGGCAACUUGGGUCCACGCGUCCCAUUGCAAGAAGGUUCCAGAUCCAGUACCAGCAGUGGGCUCAGGCGACCCUACCC